AUGUUGCUGAAGCCCCUCACACUGGUGGCGGGCCUUCUCGCCGUCCCAGCCGCGCGAGCAUUCCUCGUCCCUCCCGAAGUCAGCGAUACCGACAUACAGGUGGCCAACACUAUCGACAGCAUCGCCUCCCAGAUCAACGAGAUCCAUGUUGACGUCCAGUGCCCCGGUUGCCCGGUCCUAUUGAGGAACAGACGGGGCAAGACCGUCCAGUUCAAAACCAAGUUCCCAAGCCAUCUGGAGCUGACCUUCUCUGUCGACCACUUGGCCGACCACGACCGCCUGCUGCUUAACGGUGUCGAACUUUACCCCGCGCACGAGGCGCUGACCACGGCCCUCAAGGCGCCUCAGGUCGUUGACCGAAAGACCAAGGAGAAGACCAAGGAGAAGCGGCAUCAUCCGGAUGGCGAGAGACACAAGGGCCGUUAUAGGGUUUACCCCCAACCGCAGCAAUUGAGCUUCGGCCUAAAGGUCAUGCCGGCGACGAAGGACGCCAAGACUGAGCUUGAGCUGGUGGAAAUCGAGUUUCAGAUCAUCGCAGUUGGCGUUGCCUUCAUUGACGGAAUCCCAGGCGUCAAGGUCAGCCUGGUCAAGGACAGCGAAGGCCGCCUGCUCAUUUCCAAAGUCGAGAAGGGCGAGGCCAACACGUUCGUCAAGGAGCUCCCCGGCGGUGAUGCAAAUGAGUGCACCACGGCGCUGUGCAGAUGGAUUUCCGCUGCCCGGGAGAAGCUCAAGAGCUUCAAAGGGCACUGCAGCAACAAGGGCGGCGCGGAGCCAUCCGUCUCUGGCGAGGCUUCUCAUCCCCACUCCCACCCUCAUCACCCGGCCGCCGGCCACGGGCACCAGGAGCACCGCUGGGGCAAGCUGCUCAAGCACAUGGCCUCGCACAUUCUGCUCCCCGUGCUCAUUGGUAUCGUCGCCGGUGUGAGCGUCAGCCUGAUCGGCAUGGCCGUCGGCACCGUCCUCAUCUCCCUCUGGCGUGUCUUCUUCCGCCGCCGCCACCACAGUGGCAGCAGCGGCCAUCGCCGUCGCCACUCGCACCAUAAGACCCCUCGCAAGGAGGUCGUACUUGUCGAAGAGGAGAAGGCCGGCCUGAUGGUGAACCAGGACGCCCCCCCAUCGUACGAAGAGCAGGAGACGGUGAAGACGUCACAGGUCUAG
This is a messenger RNA of Chaetomium globosum CBS 148.51, 1158 nucleotides long. RefSeq lists its product as uncharacterized. The record is from RefSeq and is a predicted model, not a curated record. NCBI's taxonomy places the organism in Eukaryota, Fungi, Ascomycota, Sordariomycetes, Sordariales, Chaetomiaceae. Bases 1 to 1158 code for a protein of 385 amino acids. The transcript has 2 exons.